GGUUUCUUUCCCAGUUGUCGUGAUGACAAACUGGGCCCAAAACAUUAAAUAAAAAAAAUUUUUUUUCUCUCCUCUUAAUAUUCAAGUGUCUUUCUUUCGUAUUUGCUCUUCUUUACUUUGUUUAUAAACCUACGAAUAUCAUUACCUUGUGUUUAUAUCAAACAUGGGAAACCUUGAUAAGAAAAUAAAGUAUAUCUUGAUAUCCGGAGGUGUUAUUUCGGGUAUUGGGAAAGGAAUAUUUGCUUCUUCUUUGGGUCUCUUAUUAAAAACUAUCGGGUUAAGGGUUACUGCUAUAAAAAUCGAUCCUUAUAUGAACAUCGACGCGGGAACUAUGAGUCCUUUUGAACAUGGUGAAGUUUUUGUAUUAAAUGAUGGCGGGGAAGUCGAUCUUGACUUAGGAAACUAUGAACGUUUUCUCGAUAUAACUCUUACGAAAGAUAAUAACAUCACAACCGGCAAGAUUUAUCAAGAAGUUAUCAAUAAGGAGCGAAAAGGUGAAUAUCUGGGCAAGACUGUACAAGUGGUUCCUCACAUAACUGAUGCAAUGCAAAAUUGGAUUGAACGAGUAGCAUCAAUACCUGUUGAUGAAAGUGGUGAAAAACCUGACGUUUGCAUUAUUGAGUUGGGCGGCACUGUCGGUGAUAUAGAAUCCGCCCCAUUUAUUGAAGCAAUGCGCCAAUUUCAAUUUCGAGUUGGAUCAGAAAAUUUUGCACUAGGUCACGUGGCACUUGUUCCAAUUAUUGGUCCUGUAGGUGAACAAAAAACUAAACCAACUCAAGCUACCGUAAGAGAAUUGAGAGCUUUAGGAUUAUCACCCGACUUGAUCGCAUGUCGUUGCUCCCAAAAAUUAGAAGUUGAAGUUCAAAAUAAAAUUUCAAUGUUUUGUCAUGUUGGAAUAGAACAAGUAAUUUCUGUUCGAGACGUCUCCUCGACCUAUCAUGUUCCUCUCUUAUUAAAAGAACAAGGCGUUUUAGAUUUUCUAAUAAAUAGACUCAAGUUGGAUAAAAUCCUGAUUUCUAAAACUCAAGUCGAAAAAGGAGAAAAUUUAUUGAAGCAAUGGACAAAAUUAACAGAAGAUCAUGAUCGUUUUUUACAUCCCGUUGUAAUUGUCUUGGUAGGGAAAUAUACAAAUCUUCAGGAUUCAUAUCUUUCUGUCAAAAAGUCACUUGAACAUUCUGGAUUAAACUGUGAACGUAAGAUAGAUCUUAAAUGGGUUGAAGCUUCAUAUUUAGAAGCAGAAUACGAAAAAGAAAAUCCGGAAAAGUACCGUGAAUCAUGGGAAAAUUUAAGGUCUGCUAACGGUAUUUUAGUUCCAGGAGGAUUUGGAUUUCGUGGCACAGAAGGCAAAAUUGCCGCAGCAAAAUUUGCACGUGAAAAUAAAGUUCCAUAUUUAGGAAUUUGUCUAGGGUUACAGGUAGCUGUAAUCGAAUUUGCUCGCAAUGUUUGUGGUCUCGAAGCUGCUAAUUCAGAAGAAUUUGACAAAAAUGCGAAGCAUCAGGUCGUUAUUAAUAUGCCUGAAAUUUCAACGACACAUCUUGGCGGAACAAUGAGACUGGGAUUAAGGCCCACUAUUUUCCAAGACGGAACAGAAUCGUGGUCAAAAAUACGAAAAUGUUAUGAGAGUGCUGAACUUAUCUCCGGAGAUGACCAUCAUGUUUCUGAACGCCAUCGACAUCGGUAUGAAGUUAACCCUAAGUACGUGCAAACACUUGAAGAAAAAGGUUUACAUUUUGUAGGGCGCGAUACAACUGGAAAUAGGAUGGAAAUAAUGGAGCUUAAGGGUCACCCAUUCUAUGUCGCUACUCAAUAUCAUCCUGAAUAUCUUAGUCGUCCCCUUAAACCUUCGCCCCCUUUUCAUGGAUUUGUGGUGGCUUCUGCGGAACGGAAAUCCGUAGUAAAAAGUAAAUCAAAGACUAAUGGAAUCUCUCAUAUUUCCAAUUAAUAUACUUUUCUUAAUUUUAGAUGUCACGUUAAAUGUGACAAACUUGCGUUAAUAUCUAAAAAAAAAAAAGUAAUUACUACAAUAAUAAAUGUUAAUGAUAUUAGAUCUGAAUCAAUGUUUAUAACAAUCCAAUUCUUAUAUUAUUAAGCAAUUUUUUGUUUAAAAAAAAAAGAAAAUAUAUAAACAAGUAUAGCUAAGUUUCAUUACUUUUUAUAAAUGCACUAAUUAGAAGAGAUGAAAUUAGGUGCG
This is a messenger RNA of Rhizophagus irregularis DAOM 181602=DAOM 197198, 2191 nucleotides long. Its product is annotated as CTP synthase ura7. Gene Ontology annotation, cellular component: cytoplasm; cytoophidium. Lineage: Eukaryota; Fungi; Glomeromycota; Glomeromycetes; Glomerales; Glomeraceae. Gene Ontology annotation, biological process: CTP biosynthetic process; pyrimidine nucleobase biosynthetic process. Gene Ontology annotation, molecular function: identical protein binding; CTP synthase activity. The record is from RefSeq and is a predicted model, not a curated record.